This is a messenger RNA of Diabrotica balteata, 764 nucleotides long. NCBI's taxonomy places the organism in Eukaryota, Metazoa, Arthropoda, Insecta, Coleoptera, Chrysomelidae. The record is from the annotation of a GenBank genome assembly.
GAAGAAGAAUAAUAUCUGGAACUUUCAAUAUUGCAUUACAUUGCUUCAUUUAUAUAUAUUUUUAAUAUUUAAAUAAAAACUAUGGCUGAUUGGGACACAGUAACUGUUUUAAAGAAACGAGCACCUAAAGCUUCCACAAUGAAAAGUGAGCAAGCAAUAAAUGCAGCUCGUCGCCAAGGUGUAGCUGUCGACACGCAGUUAAAAUGGGGUGCUGGUAGUAAUAAACAACAUGUAGCAACAAAAAAUACUGCCAAAUUGGAUAGGGAAACAGAAGAACUGAAACAUGAUACCAUAUCACUGGAUGUAGGAAAGUUGAUCCAACAGGGUCGUCAGUCAAAGGGACUCAGCCAAAAAGACCUUGCCACAAAAAUUAACGAAAAACCACAAGUUAUAACGGAUUACGAAGCCGGUCGAGGUAUUCCAAACAAUGCAAUUAUUGGUAAAAUUGAACGUAUCAUUGGAAUUAAACUCAGAGGAAAAGAUCGUGGACAACCAUUAGUACUGCCCCCAGGAAACAAAAAGUAGGUGAGGUCCUGGGGGAAUAACAUUACAAUUUUGAUUAAGGUUUUUCUACCUAAAUAAUAGUUCACUUCUAGGAUUCCUGCAUUUAUUGUAAGAACCCUUGCAAUCUUACACCCAUAUGUAGGGUUAAUAUUAAAUGUUAAGUUGUUUUUUAGAAAUAAAAUCUCUGUGUACCCCUACUGUAAUAAAAUUAAUAUUAACUGUUUAAAUAAAAAAAUAAAUUGGUGGUUUGAACACACCCA